Messenger RNA from Ruditapes philippinarum (Manila clam), 5313 nucleotides. RefSeq names its product sodium-dependent glucose transporter 1-like. The record is from RefSeq and is a predicted model, not a curated record. Lineage: Eukaryota; Metazoa; Mollusca; Bivalvia; Venerida; Veneridae. The transcript is spliced from 6 exons. Gene Ontology annotation, biological process: transmembrane transport. Bases 312 to 2282 code for a protein of 656 amino acids.
AACAAGUGUAUAUAGUGCAGACAUUAACCUGUUUAUGUGUAGUGACGCGGGAAUAUAUGUUAUAGUAGAGAGUUUUCAACAUUUUUCUAUGUGGGAAUACUGUACAUAAAUGAAUAAUACAUCAGGUAAAUUACCAUUCACCUUCGCCCGUGACCCUACAUACAAACACGCUUCUACUUGAAAAAAAAAACGACCUUUUUUCUCAUUGGAAAUAUGCAAAUUAGAAAAUUUAGGAAUGUCAACGAAAGCUGUGUACAGUAUCGGAGAUGAACUGAUUAUAGAUUUAUUAUAUGGACUGAGAUAAUACAGAAAUGGAGAAUAAAGCGUUAGAAUCUGGUGGAGAAAUGUCAUCUGACAUGUCGUCUGCUAUUGACAGUGAACACAAAAAAUCUAAUGAACAAACAGACGCAAAUUACAAGGAUUUUAAUAAAAUGAAAAAAGAUAAUAUUAACAGGAAAGAUCAAUCGAAUGAGCACAAAACGAUCAUUUACAUAAACCGAUCGUUUGAUGAAACUAGUGAUUCAGAGGACGUUCAAAUAAAGCAGGAAUCAAACCGGAAGGACGAUGAGAGAGAUUCCAUUAAGAAAGACGUUACGGACCUGCUCGAUGUAAAUUUAAAAGAAAAAUUAAAAGAAAAUGAAUAUAACGAUGCAUUACCAGACCCAAUUGAUCUUGUCUUGCAGGAAAUCGGGGAACAGACAUCUAAUGACAAUAUAGUUAGCAAGCGUAAUUCCAAGCAACUCCAGUUUACAGAAGAUUCUCGAAUAAGGGACGGGAAUGACAAGGAGUAUGAGGAGUCUUGCAGUAAUCCUAUGUUCAGAUUUAAAGUCUGGGACACAAUAUUUUUGUUUUGGAAUACAGCAACAAUGGGAUGGGUUUAUGGACAAAUGGGCCCGGCUUUACCAGAUCUCCAGCUGAUAGCAGGUGUACCACUUCAACAAGCCACAUGGUUAUUUACAGGUUUUGCCAUUGGUUAUCUAGGUGGAUGUCUCUUAGCUGGAUUUAUUCAAGAUAGAUUCAAUCCAAGACUUUUGCUGUUCUUAUAUACGUUAGGGACAGCAAUUACCAUUGGAUUAUUGCCAUGGAUACCCGAGUUUAUUGUCAUGGUAAUUAUACGGGUCAUUAAUGGAAUAUGUAUUGGAGGCCAAGACACAGGCAUUCAUUCCAUGUUAUUUGCACUAUGGGCCAGUGAAGGCGGCCCUUUCAUCCAGAUGACCCACGUGCUCACGGCUGUUGGUGGGAUUAUAUCUCCUCUCAUUACACAACCUUUUGUAAGAGAACCGAAAGGGAAUGUGGAACCAGGACGUAAUUUAUCAUAUGAUGUAACAUCAGUAACAACAACAUCUGCAGUUACAAACAACAUAACAUUUUUUCAGUAUAAUUCAACUCUAACUAGUCUUAGCACGGGCGGUGUCACGUAUUCGGAAACUGUUCACAAAGAGACUCAUGUUCAGUAUGCUUUUCUGAUUACUGGAAUACUAGUUUUUUCUGCAGCUGUUCCAUUCCUUGUUGCUUUUCUUCGGAAACAAGCAAUUCAAAAGACCGUACGCCAAUAUAGCAAUGAUAGUGUUGAUAAAAAUAAGCUACCGAAAUUGAUAAAACAGAUCAUUUUAUUUAUUUUGUUUGUAAAUUCAUUUGUUGCUACGGCCUACAUUGAUUUGUUUCCCAGCUUCCUAACAACUUUUGUAAUGAGUCAACUUGACUGGACACAGCAAGCAGCAUCCUCUCUCACUUCCCUUUAUUUCGGUAUGUACGCUGUUGGAAACUUUAUAGGAGUCUUUAUUUUAGCAUACAUAACUCCUACAAAACUCAUUGUUACCUCCUAUCUUACCUCAGGAAUUUCGAUAGCGGGUGUUUUACUAAGCGUUUUGUAUAUACAGACUGAAUUAGUUUGGGUCUCUGUAGGGCUCAGUGGUAUAACAAUGUCGGGAAUAUUGCCAACCCUGUUCACAUUUACACAGGAAAACGUGACACCAAUCACAGCGAGGCUAGCUUCAGGUCUGCUGAUUUCCGGCUCCGCUGGAGUAAUGGUGAAUCCAAUACUUUUGGGAUACAUGAUGGAAGUGUUCUCACCAAUGUGGUUUAUAUAUCUAUCUCUUGGGGAAACUGUCGUUUGCUCAAUGUUGUUUGCAACAGUCUUUACAUUAUCAAGGCUUUAUUCUGCAAAGAGAAUUAAAAUACACGAGACAUCUGCUCUCAACGAAGAACUAAAACCUAAGGACGAUGAGGUUACAGAAGAUCAAACGAAAAUAUAUCCUCGUGGAACCCUCUUUGGUGUUUAGUUAAAUAUGGGUUUUAGCUCAGAAGAACCGUCUAACGUCAAAAUUGGUCUUCUCCUCUGAAAGUACUUCAAAUUUGGUGUGAAGCAACAUAGUCAAACUGCCCAAUUUACGCUAAACAGAGGUCAAAAUACCAAAAAUCUCAUUCCAGCCAUUACAGCUUUUCCUAUUGAUCGAAUGGCUGGAUGAUCAUCAAACUUUGUCUGUAGCUUUUAAAGAUAGUCAUCUAUCAAGUUACUUUAAAGAAUAGCUUUACACUUUUACCCAUAGCAUUUUGAAAUGCUUGUCUGUCAUGUUUGUUGUUCUAAAUGAUUUUAAUCAGCUCUAGAGCCUUAUUACUUAUUAGGAGCUGCAAGACCCUUAAAUAUGGGAUUAAAUAGAUCAGAUUGCUCCAAAUUGAUUUGGUUAGUUAUUUUAAGAAGACAGUAGUGCCAAAUUGCAAUAUAUGUAAACUAUUUAUUUAGUUAUAUAGUAUGAUUGUGAUCUCCCUUUGAACUACUUAAAGCCCCCCUCUCCCACUCCCUAGGGUAAAUGUUUAGGUCACUGUUUCGAUAAUUAGCAUGGUUUUAGCAAGCUUAUGCGGAGGCAUCGUUUAAAAGUUCUUUUCGACCCCACCCCAAUGUCAAGGUCAAUGUCUGCUAUUAAAAAGUAAUUGACAAUUGGUUUCCGGACAAAAACUACAGUUCAGAAUCAAACAUAUAGCAAGGUUGUGUGGAGAUAUCUCUUGGAAUCUUGGAACUGCUUUAAGGCCUCAAAUUGUCAAAACCAAUGUCACUAUAACUCAAAAUAAAAGAAAAUGGUUUUCAAAUGAUAAUUAAAGACAAGUUUGAUACAUGUAUGUUAUAAUCUUAUAUACAUAUAUAUUUAUAUCAUUGAUAUAAUAUACUAAUGAUAUAUUUCAUUUUUUUUUUUUGUUGAUAUUUUCUUAUUUUCUUGGCCUUUAAUUUACCUUGAGCAUCAAGAUCAAUUUCUUUAAAAUUGCUUACAUUGUCGUACAUUUGCUACUGAUUUAAGAUUUAAUUCAUACUUAGACAAAAGAACACACAUGACAAAACAGACAUGUUAAAUCAUUUUGAUAUGACCUUUAAUUUACCUUUAUUAUUGAAUUUUGCUAACAUUGUCACAGCUUUGAUAUUUAUUGAUUCAUUCCUCAUGUUCUUGGACAAAAAGAACACUUAAUGACAGAAAUGACAAUUUAAAUAUGGCAAUGACCUUGACCAUUAAGGUCAAAUAGGAUUUUUUUAAUCAUUUGUUACCAAAAUAUAGUGUAAAAUAGGAGUAUUCGCUACUAUAAUAUACUUCCUUUGAUGUGUUUGACUUUAGAAAUAAGAAAAAGACGAGCGUGGCCCCCGCUAGGCGGUAGCUCUUGUUGAUAAAAUCAGUAUUGUAUCUGGUCACCAUUCUGUCAUUCCUGGGUGGAUUAUAAAAUAACUAACCAUAAAUGUUUUGGAUAUUAUGACGAUGUGUGGCGCGCAAGAAUUAUGUCAUCUUUCUAUAAUUUCUGGGUGGAUUAUAGAUUCAUAUAGAAAGUUAUGCCCCAUUAACUUUAAUAAAAAAUAAGUUUCCGUCCAUUAUCUCCACAACAGUUGUACAUAUUCAACUCAAUUUUAACAUAUGUCAUUGUUAUUAGAAUGAUUUGUACAAAUAAAAUUGGAACUAAAUAUUAAAGCAUUUGAAAUUUUGGCUGCAUGCGGGGGCAUUCGUGGCGUUACGACACAUUUCUAGUUUUCAAUCUUGUAUUUAUAUGUACCACAUUUUGUUUGCAUGUAUUUCAUUCUAACUAUUGUCUACGUCACAGGAGAGCUGUGAUUAAUAAAAGUGUUAUAUUAUUUAUUUUGUAUAUUAUAUACAAACACACAAAAAUGUACUUAUUUUAUGUACUGAAGACUUCUGUAAAGCCCCAGUCACAUUAGAGCUUACGACCAGAGAAGACCAGUUCACGAUCACCAGUGACCUCUGGUCGCGGACAAUCUUUAAAACGUCUUACGACUGUCAUCGGUGAUCUUUGACAGUCGCAGGUUAUCUUAUUUAGGUCCCACGUAGAGAGGUUAUUGAGCUUAUGACCUGCCGUGCGAUUGUCAAUGAUGACUGGUCUUACGAUAGUCGCAGAAGUAAAUUUAUACGUGCAAAAAUGGUUUUGGUCGCAAACAAUCGCUGAUGAUCGUCAGUUUUACAAGUCGCCGGUGGUCGAAAGUAAUCUUAAGCUCUAGUGUGACUGGGGUUUAACAUGGCCUUUAGUACUUGACAAAAAGGGCACGUGUGUGUGUGUGUGUGUGUGCGUGCGUGCGUGCGUGUGUGCGUGUGUGUGUGUGCGUGUGCGCGCGCGCGCGUGUGUGUGUGUGUGUGUGCGUGCAUGUUUGUGUGCGUGCAUGUGUGUAUGCGUGCGUGCAUUUCAACCAAACUUGCCAGAGUGUUCUGUGUGUGAAGGGCUUCUAAAGUUCUUUCUCAGAAUUAUGUUCCAUGGCAAGCAAAACGGGAAUAUAGAAAGAAACAUAAACCAUUUGUAUUCACUCUAAAACCACAAGGCCUAGAGCAUAGAUAUUUUGCACCAAGUAAUGCAUUGUCUGAAGAUUGUUCAAAUAAUAGCCAUGAGAUCAAAAUUGGCCGCAGGUUCAGAAAAUGAAAGGGCUUACAUAUUAAGCAUGAUCUAUUGUCUAGUGGAUAGCUACCAAGUUUUGUUUUUCAAAUUAAAGUCUCUGGUUUGGCAUCAUCGUUUGCUCCUAUUUAUGUUCUGUUCGUACUUGUGUUGUAUUUUUUUCUCCUUCUUGUGUUUAAUAAUGCGGUGACAUAGCAUUAGCAUUUUUUUCACAAAUGCAAUCUUGUUUAUGCUUUUGUUUAAGGUAUCUACUUUCAGUAUCGGUUCUCAAAUUACUGAUUGCUAUUUUUAUGUUAACAACAUACAAGUUUGAAGUGGGCAAUAUCAUAAAGCAUCGAUAAAAAUGUAUUUAUAAUACACAGUUACUUAAAAUUACUUAAAUACAAUCACUAAAACUGUCUAGAUCCUUUUUGGUUUAUUGCCAACAACCAUAUAUGA